Messenger RNA from Hippoglossus stenolepis (Pacific halibut), 1592 nucleotides. RefSeq names its product hairy/enhancer-of-split related with YRPW motif protein 1. Gene Ontology annotation, molecular function: RNA polymerase II cis-regulatory region sequence-specific DNA binding; protein dimerization activity; DNA-binding transcription factor activity, RNA polymerase II-specific. The coding region runs from base 98 to 1030 and encodes 310 amino acids. The record is from RefSeq and is a predicted model, not a curated record. The transcript is spliced from 5 exons. Lineage: Eukaryota; Metazoa; Chordata; Actinopteri; Pleuronectiformes; Pleuronectidae. Gene Ontology annotation, biological process: circulatory system development; anterior/posterior pattern specification; regulation of transcription by RNA polymerase II. Gene Ontology annotation, cellular component: nucleus.
CCAGCAGAAGCAGAUCUGAGGUUUAGACUUCAGUCUCUCUGAGCCUCUGCUGUCAGAGCAGCACCGGACCUUUGUGUGCAAGCAGCCUCUGAUCAACAUGAAGAGAAGCCACAAUUACAGCUCGUCAGACAGCGACCUGGACGACAGUGUUGAGGUGGAGAAAGACAGUGGAGAUGAAAAUGGACAAAUUGAUUCUCACGGCUCCAUGUCACCCUCCACCACCACGCAAGUUCAAGCCAGAAAAAGGCGCAGAGGGAUUAUUGAGAAAAGGAGACGUGACCGUAUCAACAACAGUCUCUCAGAGCUGAGGAGACUGGUGCCAAGUGCCUUUGAGAAACAGGGUUCAGCUAAACUGGAAAAAGCAGAAAUACUGCAAAUGACCGUGGACCAUUUGAAAAUGCUUCAUGCAUCUGGAGGCAAAGGUUACUUUGAGGCUCAUGCUCUUGCUAAGGAUUACCGCAGCCUGGGCUUCAGGGAGUGCCUGGCAGAGACAGCCCGCUACCUGAGCAUCAUCGAGGGCCGGGACAGUACGGACCCCCUCCGCGUGCGCUUGGUGUCCCACCUCAGCAACUGUGCCUCUCAGAGGGAGGUGCACUCUGGACUGGAACACUUGGCCUGGGGCUCUGCCUAUGGACAUGCCCCGGCCCACCUCCCCCACCCUCUCCUUCUACAACACCCGCAGGGCAGGACACCUGCAUCCAGGAGCAACAGUAGCCCACCCUCCUCCUCCCCUUCCUCCUCUACAUCCUCCUCAUCCUCCACUGAGGCAUCUGGGACAUCCAGACUCAGUGUCAUGCCCCCCACAGAGUCCCUCAGGGUGUCCCCUAACAGCUCGCUGCCCCUCACUUUGCCUGUGCCAACAUCAAAGCUCUCGCCGCCGCUCCUGUCAUCCCUCUCCUCGCUUUCGGUCUUCCCCCUCUCCUUCGGUACUUUCCCUCUCGUCUCCCCAACCGCCCUCAGCACUGUGAGCCCCUCCUCCACCCUGUCGAAGCCUUACAGGCCUUGGGGCACAGAGAUUGGGGCCUUCUGAAGCUAACAACUGGACUGAAGGCAACAGCUGAGCUGUGCCCAACACACAGGCUAGGCAGGACGACCUGCCUCAUCUGUUUUUAUAGUAAUGAAACACAGGGGAACAAAGAAAACUGAUUUUAUUUUAUUAAGUAUAAAGUGGGAGACGUUGCCACAUGAUGUGAUUUCAUUACUCUUAUCAAGAAAGAAAUUCUAAAUGAUUUUAUGUUAUUAGUUUAUAUUGAUAACUAAUUUAGUCGAUAUGCACUGUCUCCAGGUUGAGGACUGAUAUGAUGAUGUAAUGUUCGGGCCAUGCAUAGAUUUACUGUCUGCACAAAUUUAUAGGAAAUAUGUUGUAGACCAGAUCCUUUUACAUUUGUCGAGCACGGACGUUUGUAUUUAACAUCAUGUAGAGUUACUUUCGUGUGGUCAGAUUCUUUAGCGUGGUGAGAACUUGUGGAAGUGAAUAUGCAUAUUUGUAUGUGUCAUUCUUGGUAAACUAACUACUUCAGACUUGGAAAGUUACAUUCUUGUAUCUAUUUGUAAUGUUUUUGGACCAAUAAAUUGAGUUUAAAAGAAGUAAA